GAGCAUUAUUUAAUUUUCAUAUUUUUUUUUGUACAAUAGAGGGGUAAAGACCAAGAAAUAAAAAAGCUACAUAAAAAAUAUACAGAAUGCCAACUUUUUUAUUGUGAUCAAAACUUUGGUCUCAAUAAAUCUUCUAUAUAAAGGGAAUGUGUAUUUCCAACUUAUAAGUAGGAACAAAUAAUAUUAGAGAGCAAAUUAGCAUGGCUUUAAGUGGAAAAGUGGAGAGUGAAGUAGAGAUUGAAGCACCUGCUGCUAAAUUCUAUAAUGUUUUCAGAAAGCAACUUGAACAUCUUCCUAAUAUAACAACACACAUACAUGAUGCUAAAGUGCAUGAAGGUGACUGGGAAAAUGUUGGUUCUGUCAAACACUGGGAAUUUACAAUAGAUGGAAAAAAAGUAAGUGCUAAAGCAAAAAUUGAGAGUAUAGAUGAUGAGAAUAAGGUAAUCACAUAUAGCAUAUUUGAUGGGGAAUUUAGUGAGAAAUACAAGAGUUUGAAGUCAAUAAUACAAGUGAUUGAUAAGGAACAUGGUGGUGGAAUUGUAAAAUGGACUUAUGAAUAUGAGAAGCUAAAGGAGGAUAUUACUGGUUUAUCUCCUGAAUUAAUCUUGGACUUUGCUAUAAAGAUCACAAAAGAUAUUGAUGCUCAUCUUGUCAAGGAAUAGUAACAAAGAUGAACAAAGGUGAAGAUGAAAGUGUGUUUUGCUAGAGUGUUUUUUUUUUGAAGGAUUGCAAGAGUGUUAUUGCUUAUCAAAUAAAUUUAUAUUGUAAUGAAAUAUGUUUGAUGUGUAUAAAUGGUUAAUGAAUGUGUGUAAAAUGUUUGAUUUAAAUAAAAGAUUAACGUGUUGUUUAAGGUAA
This is a messenger RNA of Trifolium pratense (red clover), 855 nucleotides long. Its product is annotated as MLP-like protein 43. Gene Ontology annotation, biological process: abscisic acid-activated signaling pathway; defense response. Lineage: Eukaryota; Viridiplantae; Streptophyta; Magnoliopsida; Fabales; Fabaceae. Bases 201 to 662 code for a protein of 153 amino acids. The record is from RefSeq and is a predicted model, not a curated record. The transcript is spliced from 2 exons. Gene Ontology annotation, molecular function: signaling receptor activity; abscisic acid binding; protein phosphatase inhibitor activity.